Molecule: messenger RNA, 1788 nt
Organism: Theileria parva strain Muguga
Lineage: Eukaryota; Apicomplexa; Aconoidasida; Piroplasmida; Theileriidae
Product: SVSP family protein
Exons: 1
Coding region: 1-1788 (595 amino acids)
Source: RefSeq, a predicted model, not a curated record
AUGAGAUGUGUGACAUACAAAUGUAUAUUAAUAUUUAUAAUAAUAAAAUAUGUUGAAUCACAAGACAACAAUCCUGAUCAACCAGCUGAUGAAGAAGAUGAAGAUGAUAAUUUUGAAGUUUUAGAUCUAGAACAAAUCAUUCAGGAAAGAAUUAGUCGAUUUGAUGAUCCUCGAUAUCAACCACAAUAUCAACAAUUAGAAGAAUCUCAAUAUCCACCCCAACCACAAGCUCAACCCCAGUACUAUGAUCUUGAUCAAGGAGAAACACAAGGAUAUCAAACUCAACCCCAGUAUUAUGAUGUUUAUCAACCUCAACAAUAUGGACCGUACCAGACACCUCAAUUUCAGACUCAUCCCCUAGAACAACAACCAUAUGUACCCGUAACUCAUCCUCAAACAAUAACUCAAGAACAGGAACAAACUCAACAACAAGUAUCUCAAUAUUACUAUUAUGGAAGUGAAACCCAAGAUCCUUAUGGAUAUCAACAGCCAUAUGGAACACAGUCUCUUUAUGAUACUGGUCAACAACCAAUAACUGAUACUCAAACACAAGAACAAUAUUACGGACCACCACCUACUCAACCCAGUCAACCACAGUAUCAGCAUUAUGAACCUAGUCAUCCCACUCAACAACAAAGUUAUCAGUAUUACGGGCCUCCUACGCCUAUUCAGUCUCAACCUCAACAAGUACCACAACAGCAAUAUUAUCAGCAUUACGUACCUACACUUACUCAAACAUCCACUCAACCAAGUUAUCAGUAUUACGAUCCUUAUGAACCUCCUCAAACAUACCAACCACAAGAACAAUAUUACGGACCACCUCAACCUCAACCACAACCAAGUUAUCAGCAUUACGUACCUAGUCAACCUCAAGUAACCCAACAACCACAGACUCAGCCACAACCACAAACACCCAGUCAACCACCAAUAACUCAGCCCCCUCAACCACAACCUCAAACAAUAGAAGACGAUGACAAUUUUUAUGUCACAGAACAUGCAUAUGCACAACAACCACAACCACAAAAGAAACAAAGAAAAAGAAAGAAACCAACAAAAAGAAAACAAAUUCAACCUCCAAGUGGAGAUCAAUCGGAUGAGAUAAGUCUGUCAGAAGAUGAUGAACAAAGGCCUGUUAAGCGGAAAAAAUGUAAAAUAGUUAAGAAAACUAAACACAUAAAAUUUUAUAAAAUUGAUAUUCAAGGUAAUCCGUUAGAAAUGAAUGAGGGUGACUAUAAUGUUACAUUUAAUGAUAAAGAUAAAAAAAAAUAUUUAUUUAUUUCAAAUCUUGAACGGAUAGAAUGUGAUGGUGAGAUUAUUUUUGAACAUUCAAGUGGAAAUCCAUACAGUUCAUCAUUAACUCACAGUAAAAGAACAAACAUUAUUAUCAUUACCAUUAGUGAAGGAUUUAUAUUAAUUAAGAAAAGUAGUGGGGAAUGGGAAAGGACUGAUUAUAAAAUUCCAGAUUACGUAAAACUAUUCACACAAGAUGAUGGAGGCAAUGAUGUUUUAUUGACUAGUAAUGAUUAUGAUAUUGAUUUUACCUCAAAAGCAUCUUUUAGAUACGCAAUGAGACCAGGUGUAAAAUGUACUAAAAUAAUAGUUAAUGGUCUAGUGGCAUGGAAGAAAACUAAUAAAAAUGAUGAUGGUUCUCCUUUAGUGAUUUAUGUCACACCAAAAUUGCGUGUUAUAAUUGACUUUGAGGGAUAUUAUAAACUGUUGGAAAUUCGUGGUAAUAGAUAUAAACUGUCACACACUAAAAAAAUUUCAAAAGGAUCUAAACAUUCCUAA